Molecule: messenger RNA, 1932 nt
Organism: Limanda limanda (common dab)
Lineage: Eukaryota; Metazoa; Chordata; Actinopteri; Pleuronectiformes; Pleuronectidae
Product: zinc finger protein OZF-like
Exons: 1
Coding region: 411-1763 (450 amino acids)
Biological process (GO): regulation of transcription by RNA polymerase II
Molecular function (GO): DNA-binding transcription factor activity; RNA polymerase II cis-regulatory region sequence-specific DNA binding
Source: RefSeq, a predicted model, not a curated record
CGCCGCCUCAUACAGCACAGUUAAAUACUGACACAUUCACAGAGCAUCACACAAGUGAAAUAAAGACUGGCAAAACCAACUGGACUCCCGGGGAAAAUGAAACAGGAGCAGCUUUUGACGAUAUUACAAGACGUGAAGAAAAUGUUGACCACCUUCAAAGUCAAGCGAAGGAUGCUGCUGGAGUAAAGCAAUGCUGUGUUCAGCUCGAAAGACGUGACACGCCGCCAUCUUUGCAGCUUCGACCUGUCAGACGGAACAGAGGCCUGAAGCUGAAAAAGAUUCUGCUGGAAGAGAAAAGAGGACUUUGGGACCAGGCCCUCCCGGUCUGCAAACCUGCUUCUAGAAAAGCAAAAUCACCCAGCAGGGCUCCCCAAGGGGCGUCUGACGAUGAGAGUUCAAUCCACUCAUAUAUGGCUCCUAUCACUAACUGCAGUGAAGAUGACUCAUGGUCGGGCUACUCGGAUGAUUCCUCUUCUUUGUCUUCUGUCAGUAGUCCCACCGGAUAUGAUUCAUUUAUUAAUUGCUCAAAUGAGGAACCUGCCACUAUGGGUCCUAAAGUUUUGUCAGCUCCGAAGAGAAAAUUGGGUACAGACGUCAAAGCUAGCACCUCGAAGAAAGUUUACUGCUUUCUCUGCAAGAAGCAUGUAGAUACAAGCAUGAGGAGUCACAUGAAAACACACUUUCCUGAGGGCGAUUACGCCUGUCCUCGAUGCGACAGUAGAUUUAAACGCUUCUCAUCUUUUAAGAUUCACGUGCGCACAACCUGUUACGAGUACGGUCAGCAGCAGGUCGAUCCGGAGAAGCCGGACGAAGCCCAGAAUCUUUACAAAUGUGACAAAUGCCAAGAGGCCUUCAGGUGCAAAGUUUCACUGGACAGACACCGACUAACACACGAUGAGUUGUACUGCAGUGUGUGUAGGAAGGUGUUAGGAGACACCGCGGCUUUGGCGAGGCACAAGGUCUCCCACAGGGCGUUCCAGUGCACCCGGUGUGAGGAGACCUUCACUCUGUUUAUGCCCUUACUCAGGCAUUGUGAAAAUGUCCAUAAAAUAAGCAGGCCGUUUAAAUGCAACCGCUGCCCCAAAACUUUUCCCAGGCGGCGCUUUUUGAUCCUACACGAGUGGACACAUACGGGGCACCUGCCAUUCCAGUGUGCCCGGUGCAACUGUAGAUAUAAGUCGGACUCAGAUCUCAUUAAACAUCAAAGGGUCCACACGAGAGAGAAACCCUUCCUGUGUCCGGAGUGCGGCAAGACCUUCUCCCAGAACUCCAAUCUGUUGCGGCACUUGAAACUCGUCCACGAUGAGCAUCAAAAGCAGAAGAGACAUGCUUGCUCCCAAUGUGAGAAAUCCUUUAAAGAGAAAGGGGCCCUGAAAAAGCACCAGAGGAGCAAUCACCUACACGAGCUAUUCCGCCAUCCGUGUUCGUACUGUGGAAAGAUGGUCGCCAAGUCGACACUCGCUCGACAUAUAUUGAUCCAUACGGGAGAGAAACCUUUUAAAUGCACCGAGCCCGAAUGUGACAAGUUCUUCAGGUCAACCUCUGAAGUGAGGAAGCAUGUCCUUAUUCAACAUACGACAGAGAGACCGUAUAAAUGUGAUGUAUGUGGAAAGGGCUUUAUAAAAAUGUGUUUUCUCAAAGAGCACGCUAAAAUACACUCGGGAGAAAAGCCAUUUGUUUGCCACAUCUGCGGAAAGGCUUUCCCUAAGCUCUACAGCAUGCAGCGACACAAAAAGCUAAUACAUACAGUUGUAUCGCAUUAACCCUGCAUGAUACUUACGCUCAAUAAAACAGUGGUAUGCUCAGAGAAUGUAUUUCAAACCAGAAGAAGUUUUCAGACAGAGUUAUGGUGUUUGCACUGUAUGCUAGAUUGAACCAUGUUGGAGCAGAGAAUGCAUUUCUUAUGUGUAAUAAAACUGCAUCAAACGAGUA